Heterotrigona itama is the source of this 1192-nucleotide messenger RNA. The record is from the annotation of a GenBank genome assembly. Lineage: Eukaryota; Metazoa; Arthropoda; Insecta; Hymenoptera; Apidae.
UUUUUCUUUCUUUCUUUUUUUCUUACGGAUGGUCGUAGGAAAUGAAAAUCUCGCGAAUGAGGGUUCGCGAUAAUCCGAGGGACGAGAAAUGAGUGGCGAUUACAGUUUUAUCCUUGGAGAGUCGUUUUUCGCUUCGAGGUCGCUGUAGUCGCCUAGGCGUGUUUCGGUGAGGCCACGGUAAAAUGAGAAUCUUCGCUUUGAGCUUUCGCGGAUAUUGCCGAGGCGAACGGCGGAAAGAAAGGGAAGAAAAAGAAGAAGGAGUGAAAGAUGCGAGAGGAAGGUAGAAAAAGAGGAAAGAGACAGAAACAGGAGGGAGAGAGGGACGUCGAGACAUUAAAAUUCACGGUGGAAUUAGCAAAACGAGUUGUGUCCAGGUUCUUUGGCGGACUCCCUCGAGAACAAGCAGUGCUUCCCAUACGAAGAGAUCCCACACUUUCCAGUCUCGACCGUCAAGGGCCACCAAGGACAGAUGGUGUUCGGUUAUCUGCAGGGCGUACCGAUCAUGUGCAUGCAGGGAAGAUUUCAUUAUUACGAGGGUUACCCACUCUGGAAGUGCGCUAUGCCAGUAAGAGUUAUGAAGCUCGUAGGCGUGACUCAUCUAAUCGCGACGAACGCCGCGGGAGGUCUAAAUCCCACAUACAAGGUUGGCGACAUUAUGAUGGUGAAGGAUCACGUGAACAUGAUGGGUUUUGCGGGGAAUAACCCUCUUCAAGGGCCAAACGACGACAGAUUCGGACCGAGAUUCCCGCCGAUGAACAAAGCUUACAACGUUUCUCUCUUAGAAAUCGGCCAGCAAGUGGCGGAUAAAAUGGGUAUAAGCGAUAUCGUGCACAAAGGCGUGUACACGUGUCUCGGAGGGCCAAAUUUCGAGACCGUUGCUGAACUGAAGAUGUUAAGAAUGAUUGGCGUCGAUGCAGUAGGAAUGUCUACGGUGCAUGAAGUCAUCACUGCCAGGCACUGCGACUUGACCGUGUUCGCUUUCAGUUUGAUCACAAAUCAGUGCAUCAUCGAUUACGAGAAUCACGAAGAAGCGAAUCACGAAGAAGUGAUGGACGUAGGAAAAUCAAGACAACCGUUGCUUCAAGAAUAUAUUCAAAAUAAAACCAGAUACCGUGGUGCAAUAACGUGCCCCAACGCCCUAUCCUAUUUUAUCCCCGAGGAAAUCGAUGAGAAUAUACGAAAAUGGAAAUAA